GACGGAUCGGUCCAUAUUCUUGCCUCUGCAACUUCCGGAGCCGUGUGCUUCCUCUGCUUUGCUUUUACACUCUUUCUCUUCUUACUCUCCCUUUGCUUGUCUAGCCGGGAGAUGGAGGAAGACGAGAAGACCUGCCGGGACUGCCGGAGCUGGGAAGAAGACAUCUACUGGACCCAUUUCCACUUCAUCCACUUCUUUCAGUUCCUCCAUGGCGAUUUCCGGAGCCACCUGGCCGUACCCAAGAAGUUUGCUGAGAAUAUGAAGAACAAGUUGGGAGAAAAUGUGUUCCUGAAAGGUCCCAGUGGUUCGAUAUGGAAGGUGGGUCUGGCGGCCGAGGAAGAAGGGCUUUUCUUCAAGAGGGGGUGGGAGGAGUUCGUGAAGGAUCAUCACCCUUUGGCGGAGAAUGAUGUGUUGAUGUUCAAGUACAAUGGGAACUCGCUGUUCGAGGUAUUGAUGUUCGAUCACUGGAGCUUGUGCGAGAAGGAGGCGUCCUACUUCUGCAAGAGGCGGGAGCAGAUGGAAAGGGACAGUGAGGUAGGGAAGAAGAGGAAGGCGAGGGAAGGUCCUGAGGUUGUUAUCGAGUCUCCCUUGCCCCAGGAUGAUGCUCCACGUGCUCCUGCAGAGGAGCCUGGGAAGCCGGAGGAGACUGUGCCGACCCCGACACUAAGGCAGCAGAGGACCGCGACUCGGAAGAGGGCUUCCCCUGGGAUGAAAACGAAGGCAAGGGAAGGUUCCGAGGUUUUUAUUGAGUUUCCCUUGCCUCAGGAUGCUCCUGCAGAGGAGCCUCAGCAGCUAGAGGAAACAGUGCCAACAACUACUGUAAGGUCCCGCAGGAUAGGGACACGGAAGAGGGCUUCGCCUGGGAUGAAGAGGAAGUCAGGGGAAGGUUUCAAGGUUGUCAUUGAGUCUCCCUCGCCUCAGGUUGCUAGUGCCCGUGCUCCCGUGGAGGAGCCUCAGAAGCCGGGGGAGACUCUGCCGACAGCGACAGUAAGUGAGCAUAGGAUCUUGACACGGAAGAGGGCUUCCUUUGGGAACAUUGGGAAGGCAAGUAGCUCGGCUGUGAUCGAUCAAGAGAAGAAGGGUGGUUCAUUGAAAAGCCUUUCUGUGUCUGGGAUUCCCCCAAUAAAAGAAAAAGUUAUGAGACGAAGAUCUGCUCGUGAAGGCUUGAGGUUCACGCAUACAUAUGUAUCAAGAAAAAUUGCUGCUUUGGGAAAAAGUCCGGAGCAAGUCCUGGCGAUCCAGGCAAUCCAGCAGGCCCAGGCUGCGAUGAAGAGCGAGAGUUUCCUGGUCGUGAUGCGACCGAGUCAUGUGCACAUUAACUUUUAUUUGUCGAUUCCUGUUGAGUGGGCGGACAAGCACCUGAGUCCAUGUAAUCAAAGAAUCAUCCUCCGCAUGAAGGACAGGACAUGGACUGCACUUUACUACUACACAUCUCGUAACUGUGGGGGAAUUUCUGCUUCUGGGUGGAGGAGCCUUGUCCUUGAAAACAACCUACAAGAGUCAGAUGUGUGUCUCUUCGACCUCGGGGACAGCAUAGAUGGCAUGGUUGUCUUAGACGUGACCAUCUUCCGGGCAGUCGAGAGUGCGACCCCUGCACUUACAGUUUCACAGGCUUCAGCGCCUGCCACUGACGGACUUGAAGGGAAUGUUUGUUGAUCUCCAGUUUCCCUCAUCUUCUUUUUGAUAUAGAUCCCCCUUCUCAGUUUGAUGCAGUACCCUAAUGCGGAUUCGGACUUCGGAACUAUAUCUAGAACAGUCUACUGACUCUGAAUCUGAAUCUGAAAAGACUUUUUCAUCAUAUGUAAAUUUUAUCCCUCUAGCUUGUGCA
Molecule: messenger RNA, 1828 nt
Organism: Punica granatum (pomegranate)
Lineage: Eukaryota; Viridiplantae; Streptophyta; Magnoliopsida; Myrtales; Lythraceae
Source: RefSeq, a predicted model, not a curated record